AUGGCAUUGUCCGCCAUGAUCAAUGGGCUUAAGGAAGGGAAAUUCCUAUUCUCCAUAGGGAAAAAUCUCUCGAGUACCUUGGGCGAACUCAUGAGCCGAGCUCAGAAAUACACGAAUGCUGAAGAGUUCUUCAAUUCUCGUAAGAACAAUCAAGCUACCGAACAAUCAUCCAAGGGGAAGAGGCAGAGGGCGAGGCACCACACGGACAAGAGGAGGUCGAACGACAAUGCUUCCCGAGAUCGAAGGCUGAGCAGGAAGCCAGAGAGGAAGUUCCACUCGUAUACUCCCCACAACACGUUCCCUAAGAAAAUCUUGCUUGACAUCCGAGACCAGAAGUUGUUGUAUUGGCCAAGUUGCAUGAAGACAGACACUGGCCAGUGGGAUAAACGUAAGUAUUGCCACUUCCACCGUGACCACGGCCGCAAUACCAGCAACUGCAUCGACUUGAUAGAUGAGAUCGAGACGCUCAUCCGCAAGGGUCAUUUGUGUGGCAGAGACUUGAACAGGGCCCACAAGGCCCAUUCAAGAUGCAUUGAUCUUAAGCAUUGCAUCGGCUUGGCAGAGAGACUGAGGAAGGAGCCCAACAUAAGUCCUUGCAGCCUCACGUUCACAGAGGAUGACGCACGAGGCAUCCAGCACCUGCACGGCAAUGCCUUGGUGGUGGCAAUGCAGAUCACUAAUCACAAAAUCUACCGUAUCGUAGUCGACACCGGGAGCUCAGCCGAUGUACUCUACUUUGAGGCGUUUGACAAGAUGGGCAUAGACAGGUCACGCCUCCGACCCGUGAAAUUCCACUGCACAGGUUUGUCGGAGAUAAGGUGA
Messenger RNA from Magnolia sinica, 822 nucleotides. RefSeq lists its product as uncharacterized. Lineage: Eukaryota; Viridiplantae; Streptophyta; Magnoliopsida; Magnoliales; Magnoliaceae. The transcript is spliced from 2 exons. Bases 1 to 822 code for a protein of 273 amino acids. The record is from RefSeq and is a predicted model, not a curated record.